AUGGGAGCUGGCUUACAAAGGGACAGCAAAGACGACACCAAAGUAGCAAAGUCCCAAAGACCAAACUAUGAGUUGCCAGGUGCUCAGAUCAAUUGGGCCUUGCUCAUCAGCAGCCAAAAGAUAGUUCAACGCCGGGAUCUGUACAUCCGAUUAGAGCCUGCCUCUUUACAAGAGCCUUUACAACCUACAACGCCAACAAACCCGCAUCCGAGUGGCAUGAUGGCCAUACCACAAGCUACACUCUGCAGCAGGACAUUCUCGACCGGAGAAAAUGGAAAUCUCAAGUGCGGAGCAAGAAGCUUGAAGAUACCAAAGCCCAUGAGACUGGCUGGCAUCGACAUGAUAGAGACCCAUCCUGUCUGCAAGCCAAAAUACAUGUUGGAGAAGCAGAUAAUUGUUCCGACCGCGAGACCGGCCAAAACACCUCGUAUGGUGAAACUUUGCCCAGGAAUCACGCGUGUCGCCAUCUUUGAUAUGUUCAGUGAUGGCAAUGUUGAGACACGCGAAGAGAGCGUGUGA
Messenger RNA from Fusarium venenatum, 519 nucleotides. NCBI's taxonomy places the organism in Eukaryota, Fungi, Ascomycota, Sordariomycetes, Hypocreales, Nectriaceae. The record is from RefSeq and is a predicted model, not a curated record.